Molecule: messenger RNA, 2137 nt
Organism: Sinocyclocheilus anshuiensis
Lineage: Eukaryota; Metazoa; Chordata; Actinopteri; Cypriniformes; Cyprinidae
Gene: celf4
Product: CUGBP, Elav-like family member 4
Exons: 14
Coding region: 276-1805 (509 amino acids)
Molecular function (GO): RNA binding
Source: RefSeq, a predicted model, not a curated record
GGGUAGUUAGAAGAAGGGGCGAGGGGAACGGAGGUAAAGCGAAUGCUCUCGAUCGGUCUCUCUCUCUCGUUUUUAUUACAUUAAUGAAUUGAGUUGUAAGGGACACGUACAAGGAAACACGCCUCCGCCUGGACGACCAAACGUUUGAUAUUUGAUUGUGUUCAAUGGUACGUGUUUGCAUCUGUACAUUUUCGGCGAAAACCCGAGUAGGACGUCUCAUCCCGUCGUUUGAAACACUUCUGAAGGCGUAGCAGCUGAAAGUCCUCGCGGUGAACAUGGCAACUUUAACGAACGGACAGGUGGACGCCGCGGUGCACGGAGGAGCGGCCAGUACGAACGGGCUCGUGAACGGAAUAAGCCACACGCACAGUCCCGCGAGCUGCGCCACCAUUCCAAUGAAGGACCACGAUGCAAUCAAACUGUUCAUCGGACAGAUACCCCGCAACCUGGACGAGAAGGACCUCCGGCCGCUCUUCGAGGAAUUUGGCAAGAUCUACGAGCUCACCGUGCUGAAAGACCGCUUCACUGGCAUGCACAAAGGUUGUGCCUUCCUCACAUACUGUGCAAGAGAAUCAGCGCUAAAAGCUCAGACCGCGCUUCACGAGCAGAAGACGCUACCUGGGAUGAACAGGCCAAUCCAGGUGAAGCCAGCUGACAGUGAGAGCAGGGGAGAAGACAGAAAACUCUUCGUUGGCAUGCUGAAUAAGCAGCAAUGUGAGGACGACGUGCGGCGCCUUUUUGAGUCCUUCGGGAGCAUUGAGGAGUGCACCAUCCUCAGAGGUCCUGACGGAAACAGCAAAGGUUGUGCAUUUGUGAAGUAUUCCACUCAUGCAGAAGCUCAGGCCGCUAUUAGUGCUUUACACGGCAGCCAAACCAUGCCUGGCGCUUCUUCCAGCCUGGUGGUGAAGUUUGCAGACACAGAUAAGGAACGGACCAUUCGACGCAUGCAGCAGAUGGCCGGUCAGAUGGGCAUCUUCAAUCCGAUGGCCCUGCAGUUUGGAGCGUAUGGUGCCUAUGCACAGGUUCAGCAGCAGGCAGCGCUGAUGGCGGCUUUUGCUGCCGCACAGAUGCAACACAUGGCCACCAUCAACGGCCUCCCAGGGGCUCCCAUGACCCCAACAUCAGGUGGAAGCACGCCCCCUGGCAUCACGGCUCCCACGGUGACCAGCAUUUCAUCUCCAAUUAGUGUCAAUGGUUUCACAGGGCUGCCGCCUCCUCAGGCCAAUGGCCAGGCCCCAGCGGAGGCCAUGUUUACCAAUGGAAUCCAUCCUUACCCAGUUUUGCAGGAAGUGGUGUUUAGGGAAGACUCGGAGAAGGGCGGCCUGGGCGUGGCCCAGAGAAGUUGUUUUGGGGUUCAGGGAAGCUGCUUCCUGUCGUCUCUCUCAGAAGCUCAGAGUCCCACUGCAGCAGACCCCCUACAGCAGGCCUAUGCUGGAGUCCAACAAUAUGCAGCAGCCUUCCCCGCUGCAUAUGGACAGAUCAGCCAGGCCUUUCCCCAGCCGCCUCCCAUCAUCCCUCAGCAACAGAGAGAAGGGCCAGAGGGCUGUAACCUGUUUAUUUAUCACCUCCCUCAGGAGUUUGGGGACGGCGAGCUGAUGCAGAUGUUCCUGCCUUUCGGUAAUGUCAUCUCCUCCAAAGUGUUUGUGGAUCGGGCGACAAACCAAAGUAAAUGCUUUGGCUUUGUGAGCUUUGAUAACCCAGGCAGCGCUCAGGCCGCCAUCCAGUCCAUGAACGGCUUUCAGAUCGGCAUGAAGAGACUCAAAGUGCAGCUGAAGAGGCCAAAGGAUGCCAACCGCCCAUAUUAGCCCCGUCCCUCCCCCCAGCCACCCCUGACCCUGGGGGUGAAGGCCGCCGCUGCACACAGGGAACGAUAGGUUUUGUAGAGCUGGAACACAUGUUGAUAACAUGCCAAAUGUAUUUGAAAACACAACAGAUCAAGAUCAUCGGGGCUGGGGAUACAAUAGAGCUGAAGCGGGACAUGAGGAGGACGUACCUGCGUGAUAUACCACCACCAGGCUCAAUGGACCUUUUUGGACUUCGGUGUUUAACUCAGGGGAGCCGCGGUGUUACUGGACCAUACCGUACUCCCUUCUCCGAACCCCCGAGACCUUAUUUUGCAGGACCACAGUACUGAAGA